Molecule: messenger RNA, 1143 nt
Organism: Oncorhynchus kisutch (coho salmon)
Lineage: Eukaryota; Metazoa; Chordata; Actinopteri; Salmoniformes; Salmonidae
Product: transcription factor HES-7-like
Exons: 3
Coding region: 1-1002 (333 amino acids)
Biological process (GO): regulation of DNA-templated transcription
Molecular function (GO): protein dimerization activity; DNA binding
Source: RefSeq, a predicted model, not a curated record
AUGAUUAUUUUCCAGGUUCUUAAACCGGUAAUUGAAAAGAAGAGGCGUGAUAGGAUAAACCAACGGUUGGAUGAGCUAAGGACUAUACUGCUAAGGAACACUUCUGACAUGCGGCUGAAAAAUCCAAAAUUGGAAAAAGCUGAAAUAUUAGAGUUGACUGUCGAUUACAUACGAAGAAAAGCAAAUGGGAACGACAGAAAAGCCCUUUCAGAAAAUCAUGUGAAAGAGUCCUCUGCUCCAGUGACUAGUGCUGUGAGUUCCAAAAGGACAGGCCUCAUACAUGAGCACACACAGCCCCCACCCAACCCCAUCUACAGUGCAGGUUUCAGAGAAUGCAUCUCCCGCCUGGGCAACUACAUUGACAGCGUGGACCCCUCCCAGAGAGAGAGCUUUGUCCAGGAACUGAGGGACCACCUGGAUGCCCACAGUGCCUGCCCUCUGGGGAGGGUGCAUAGCCAAACCUUUCCCCUGGACCUCCAGCCCUGGGGCUCUGGAGCAGAAGGACAAUGCUUACUGGGCAGAGUUCAGAACAGGAAGGAAAGUACAGGGAUGGGUCAUCAACGAGCCAGCAGGGAGGCCACCUUCCCCUACAUCAACACCUCUCUUCCCACCUAUCCCAACACCUUUGUACUCCACCACCCCCACCCUACCCAACACCUCUCACACCCAUACCCAUCUCCUCCUUACUCCCUCUCCCCCCCACCCUCCCCUUCUUACUCCAGCUCCUCGACACCUAUCACCAUUACCUCUCCAUACCUCUCCAUGCCCUGCCACUUCCCCUUCUCUCCUUCUCCCUCUGAACAUCGAUCAGAUUCCUUGUCAUCCUCGUCUCACUCUACAUCUCUACUUGUGGCGCCUCUGGUACCAGACCAUACUCCCCCGGGUUCCAGUAUCCCCACCCCUCUAUGUCCCUCUGGCCCUGUGCCCGACGGCCCAACAAGGACUCUGAGGCGGUCACUGUUUCAAAUCCAGCCCCAGGCAAUAUGGAGGCCCUGGCCCUGAUAUCCAAUGGAGGGUAAGUGAAAUCCAUCAGGACACAUAAAGGUCUCCACAAUCUGUGUUCUGAGAGCAUCUGGCCAUCCAGAUCAUCACCGGACGCGUUCAGGACAACAUUCAUCUUUCCUAUUAAGCAGCGCGUGGUGA